Penaeus vannamei (Pacific white shrimp) is the source of this 2514-nucleotide messenger RNA. The record is from RefSeq and is a predicted model, not a curated record. Lineage: Eukaryota; Metazoa; Arthropoda; Malacostraca; Decapoda; Penaeidae.
GAUGCUGAUACGACGCCUGACUACAACAUCUAUGACAGAGCUGAUGCUGAUACAACGCCUGACUACAACAUCUAUGACGGAGGGCGCGAAGACGGGUUUCAGCCGCAUUUUACCCUGCAGAACGCCCGCGCAGAACAAAAGCAAAACUUCACCGUUAUCCCCUUGCCCUUCGAGGAGACCAACCCGGACCGAAUCGAGACCGGCGAGCUGUUCCAGAAGGACAUCAUACUGACGGAGGCGCAGCGCAGGGCCAUGGUGCUGAGGAAGGGCUUGGCCUCCGAGACCUACCGGUGGCCGGAGGCCGGAGACGGGUUCCCGCGCGUGCCUUACCGCUUCGCAGACGAUGAAGUGGACCAGGAUGCGGUCAGGGCCGGCAUCGCGCACUGGGAGCAGCACACCUGCAUCAACUUCGAGCUGACCACCAACGUCAACCAACCUCACCUCAGGUUCAAGAAAAAGACUGGCUGCGCGUCAUACGUUGGGUAUCUGGCCACGUUUUCUACCGGCCAAGACGUUCUCAUCAGCAGUGGGUGUACUUCCCUCGGCACCGUCGCCCACGAGAUCGGCCACGCCAUGGGCUUCUACCAUGAGCAGUCCCGCCCAGAGCGCGACUUGCACGUUCAUAUCAACGAGGAGAACAUUAAGGAUGGAAAAGAAAGGAACUUCGAAAAGAAGUCGGACUCCCUCGUGGACGACAAGGGCGUCGCUUACGAUUACACGAGUGACAUGCACUACAGCGGAUUUGGAUUCAGCAACAACGGCCACCUGACCAUCGCCACAGUGGAUCCGCGCAACCAGGAGCUGAUCGGUCAGCGUGAGGGCCUCUCGCACCGGGACAAGCACCUCGCCAACCUCAUGUACGGCUGCAUCGACAAGUGGAUGGGGAAGUGCGGAAUCAGCAGCGACCCCUGCGAGAACGGCGGUUACUAUGGCAAAAAUUGCGCUUGCGUGUGUCCGCCAGGAACAUCCGGGUCCUCGUGUGAAACCCUUGAGCAGGAUUACUUUGCUUCACAGCGCGGUGACUGCAGUCUGAAGAUCACCAGCCCUACUACGGUCACCUCGCCCAACUACCCGAGCAACUAUCCCUAUGGGCUGACCUGCGCCAAGUGGGUCGUGGCGCCCGAGUGUAAGCUGGCCAAAGUCACCUUCACCGCCUUCAGGCUGGCUUCCUGCUCCGCGGGGUGGGACAAACUAGAGAUUCGAACCAACAACCGCUACGAUGGCAACUUCUACUGCGGGACCGACAUCGCCCCGGGCACCUCGAUCACGUCGACCACCAACGAGAUCAUCAUCAUGUUCUACACGAGGUCCAACACCGAGUCUGGUUGGUCAGCGGAUGUCACCUUUGUAGAUGAUCCCAACUGCGAGCCACCAACCACUCAGCCGCCCACUACACAGCCACCAACCACUCAGCCGCGCCACCAACCACUCAGCCCCACUACACAGCCACCAACCACUCAGCCGCCCACUACACAGCCACCAACCACUCAGCCGCCCACUACACAGCCACCAACCACUCAGCCGCCAACUACCGAGCUACCACCGACUGAGGCAACGACCGCUCCACCAUCUUCUCCACGCUGUUCCCUAGACUCGACUGCCACAGGAGUGGCUUGGCGCUCACCGUACUUCGGCUCUAAAAACUAUCCAAACAAUUUCCACUGCGGACUUGUUGGAAGCGCCGGAUCGCCAUACAUGACCACCUUCAAGCUCAACACCUUCCAACUGCAGUGGAAGAAGCGCAGGAGAUGCGUCGACUUUGUUGGCAUUCAGAUUCCUUACAACAGGACCCUCAAGCUCUGCGGAAGCAAGAAAGGCGCCGUCGCAGUGCCCAACUUGAACCUAAACAUCAGCUUCGUCAGCGAUGCCUCGAAAACGAACGUGGGCUUCGACAUCGGCAUCACGUGGCAGAAGACGAGUUGCCAUCGCGUCAUUGAGCUCACGGAGGACGACGCGACGGGCGUCAUCCGGAGCCCAAGAUUCCCGAAGAAAUAUAAGAAGGAUACUGUAUGCGAGUGGUGGAUUAAGGCUCCCAACGGCAAGCGAAUCCAACUGGACUUCACGACGAUAAACCUCCGGGACAAGAAAUGCGUCAACUCCUACAUCGCCGUCGACAAAUCAGGCUCUGCCGAGUACGUCCCCGAAAACAGCUCCCUCUUCUGCGCUGUCAACAAGUCGGGCAGCGUUAUUUCGGACGGGAAUGGGAUGAACGUUGCCUUCGCCGGAGGCAAGAAGAAGUCGAAGGGCUUCUCUGCACGAUACACGCUCGUGUAAACGCCAAGGAUGUGGCGCUGUGGACGCUGCGGCGACGACGACCGUUUCUGUUCGAUAUUGGCCUAAACCUGGAACUACUUCAGGCAUACCUCUGCACACUCAUGCACGCACAACACACAUACAUGUAUGUGCCCGCACGCAGUAUGCAUUUUGGGUAUCCCUGUAAAUCUUCCUGCCAAAUGAAUAAUAAUUUGUUAAGCCAAUAUUUUCAAAUGUAUUUCGAAUGGAAUAAAUAUGGAU